AGCUUGCAGCGCGAACUGUCUACAUUAUUCAAACUUGAACAAAUCACCUCCAAGGCAAAUAAUUCAUCAACACCUAAACUUCAUACUUACCCUUCGUCAGUUUGCUAUUGGUAUUGGAUCCUCUGGCGGCUUCAUAGCCACCAAAUACACAUCAUGGUUCUUCAAGAUCUCGGUCGUCGCAUCAGCGGCGCCUUGCAUGAUGUUACUCGAGCACCUAAUCUCGAUGAAAAGGCUUUCAAAUCUAUGCUUAACGAAAUAUCAGGCGCUCUCCUUGAAGCCGACGUCAACGUGCGACUUGUUAGCAAGCUCAAGAAUUCAAUAAGCACCACCGUCAACUUCAAAGAUCUACCACCUGGCGUCAAUAAGAAACGAUUAAUCCAAAAAGCUGUCUUCGAUGAAUUGGUUAAACUUGUCGAUCCCCAUGCCGAACCUUUCAAGCCCAAGAAGGGCAAGUCGAAUGUCAUCAUGUUUGUUGGUUUACAAGGUGCCGGAAAAACUACAACGUGUACGAAACUCGCACGACACUACCAAGCUAGAGGAUUCCGCGCAUGUCUCGUCUGUGCCGACACUUUUAGAGCUGGUGCCUUUGAUCAACUGAAACAGAAUGCGACGAAAGCCAAAAUUCCAUACUAUGGUUCCUUGACCGAGACAGAUCCAGCAAAGGUCGCAAAGGAGGGUGUGGACAAGUUCAAGAAGGAACGCUUUGAAGUCAUCAUUGUAGAUACUUCUGGACGUCAUCGACAAGAAUCAGCCCUGUUUCAGGAGAUGGUGGAUAUCCAGGAGGCUGUAAAGCCCGACGAGACUAUUAUGGUUCUCGACGCUUCCAUCGGUCAACAAGCCGAAGCACAGGCCAAGGCUUUCAAAGAGGCCGCAGAUUUCGGAGCGAUCAUUAUCACGAAAACGGAUGGCCAUGCUAGUGGAGGUGGAGCUAUAUCCGCCGUCGCUGCCACACAUACACCCAUCGUUUUUAUCGGUACUGGUGAGCACAUGUUGGAUCUAGAAAGAUUUGCCCCGCAGCAAUUCGUGAACAAGCUACUGGGAAUGGGCGACAUGGCGGGUCUAGUGGAGCACGUGCAAUCCUUGAAGUUGGAUCAAAAGGAAACGAUGAAACACAUAACAGAAGGCAUCUUUACAGUACGCGAUCUACGGGACCAAUUAAGUAACAUCAUGAAAAUGGGACCCCUUUCUAAGAUGGCGGGUAUGAUUCCCGGCAUGUCAAACUUGCCAGGCAUGGCGGGGAUGGAUGAUGAGGAAUCUAGCGCGCGGUUAAAGCGUAUGAUCUACAUUUGUGACAGUAUGACCGAGAAAGAGCUCGACAGCGAUGGAAAGUUGUUCAUCGAACAGCCAACGCGUAUGACGCGGGUGGCUCGUGGUAGCGGCGUCAGCGUCCGAGAAGUCGAAGAUCUGCUCACACAGCAGCGCAUGAUGGCAGGUAUGGCCAAGAAGAUGGGCGGCAGCAUGAAGAAUAUGCAGCGAGCACAGCAAGCCAUGGGCGGAGGUAACAAAGCGCAACAGAUGGCUGCCAUGCAGAAGCGAUUGCAAAGCAUGGGCGGUGCCGGAGCUGGCGGCAUGCCGGAUAUGGCAAGCCUUGCACGGAUGUUUGGCGGUGCCGGAGGCGGCAUGCCGGGUGGCAUGGACAUGCAAAAGAUGAUGGAGAGUAUGGGCAUGGGCGGUAUGAUGGGAGGUGGACGGGGCGGAAGACGGUAGUAGAGGACUGUAGCGGAAUAUUGAAGCAGGAUAUUGUAGCGGGAUAUGGCAGCGGGAGACGGUAACGGAAAACAUAUUUCGGGACGGGAAAGCGGAGGUCGGGUUAGUACCUUACCUAACAUUACCUAGGCAUUAUUUGGUGCGGUAUACUGUCGUGGGCAUUGAAUGGCGUUUGGCUGCAAAAUGCAUUGAUAUCAACACGAACGAGUUUUAUUGAGAAAUGUACAACUUGUACAAUACCUAGCUAAGGUCAUCCAUCCCUUGUACGCUUGCUACAUGGACGCAUAUCUUGGUCAUCUUGUAGGGAUUUCGGGGACAAUGAUAGCUACUUAAUAUUUCUACGACCUAGACCUUAAUUUGAAACCCGACAAACGAUA
Hypoxylon fragiforme is the source of this 2084-nucleotide messenger RNA. RefSeq names its product signal recognition particle protein. The record is from RefSeq and is a predicted model, not a curated record. Gene Ontology annotation, biological process: SRP-dependent cotranslational protein targeting to membrane; SRP-dependent cotranslational protein targeting to membrane, translocation. Gene Ontology annotation, molecular function: GTPase activity; ATP hydrolysis activity; 7S RNA binding. Gene Ontology annotation, cellular component: cytosol; signal recognition particle, endoplasmic reticulum targeting. The transcript has 2 exons. NCBI's taxonomy places the organism in Eukaryota, Fungi, Ascomycota, Sordariomycetes, Xylariales, Hypoxylaceae. Bases 154 to 1707 code for a protein of 517 amino acids.